Canis lupus familiaris (dog) is the source of this 774-nucleotide messenger RNA. Its product is annotated as skin secretory protein xP2-like. Bases 148 to 774 code for a protein of 208 amino acids. Lineage: Eukaryota; Metazoa; Chordata; Mammalia; Carnivora; Canidae. The record is from RefSeq and is a predicted model, not a curated record. The transcript is spliced from 4 exons.
UUAGACAACUGUCAUGGAUUUGCCACCACCGACGAGGUGCUGGAUCUGCUGUUUACGAAAUAUGGGUGCAUCGCAGCUGCGUGUGGUGGCGACGACGCGGUCCUGCAGCGCUGGAAACUGGCCAUCUGCUGCAUCCUGGAGAUAUGGAUGGACUAUUAUCAGGAGGACUUUUGUCGGCUCCCCCAAUCUGCCUCCCUGAAGAAGAUUCUGGAAUUCAUAAGGCAGCGCAUGCCAGGCACAGACGUGGAGCUCCGUGCCCGGCGUUACCUGCAACAACUCAGACGCCUCCAUGCAGCGGAGCCAGAGGCUGGGGCUACAGCUUCGGCCCGAGCAAAAGACCCUGAAGCACUUCCGGAGCCCGCCCCAGCCCCAACUGUGGGGCCUGCUGCCUCGGAUGGGCCUGAAGUGCUCGAGGCCGCCCUGGCUGCUGGGGCUGAGGGCUUGGCCCCAGCUGAGGUGCCAGCUGGGGAGGCGAAGCCCCUGCAGAUAGUGGUCACUGCUCUAGAUCACGGCUGCGCCCUGGACGAGCCACGUGCACCUGCGGCCACCCCGGAGGAGGAGCAGGCCCUGGCACCUGCAAUCGGGGUCCCCAGAGUGCCAGAGCCGCCAAUUGCCUCGGGACAACUGGCUUCAACCUCUGCGCAGCCCCCUGACCACCUCGGGAGCCCGCCCCAGCUCCCACCGCGGGCUCGUCAUGCCUGCAGCCCAACGGAGGCUUGCCCUUCCCGUGUCAUUUCACUGUUUCUAUAUUUUGAGUUUUUCUUUAACCUGUAA